AUGGAGGCUAACCAACUUUAUGCGGCUGGACGAGACAUUACUUAUUCAGAAUAUCCCACCAAAUUUGUUUGGAAAGACGACACAAGAGAAUGGCGCCCUAGAAAACAGGGUUUCUCAAUUGGUAGAAUUUCACAUGUGCCUCCAUCAUGCGGCGAGGACUAUUACUUAAGGAUCCUUCUGAACGUUCAAAAAGGUUGCACGAGUUUUAAAGACAUUCUCACUGUGAAAGAAGUGACCUACAGUACUUUUAAGGAUGCGUGUUGUGCUCUUGGUUUGCUAGAAGAUGACAAAGAAUUUGUAGACGCAAUAAAAGAGGCCAGCUUCUGGGGGUCAGGAGAGUAUCUUAGAAGACUGUUUGUGGUGUUGUUGAUGUCUAACAACAUGUCAAAUCCCGAGGUAGUUUGGGAUAAGUGCUGGCAAGAGCUUUCAGAUGAUAUUCUCUACAGACAAAGAAGACGCUUAGAUUACCCAGGACUGAAUCUAACAGAUGAUCAGAAAAAAAACCUGGCGCUCGCUGAGAUUGAGAACAUGCUACAAAACAAUGGCAGGAGCCUGCACAAUUUUGUUUCCAUACCUUAUCCUUCAGACAUUGUUGUCGAAGACGUUGGACAAAGACUGAUUGUAGAGGAGUUGAAUUACGACAGGAAUGAAAUGAGUGAAUACUUGGACCAAUGUCUCUCCUCAAUAACUGACGAACAAAGGCAUGCGUAUGACAAAAUAAUUAACACCGUCUAUGGAAACAAAGGUGGAUUUUUCUUCCUGUAUGGCUACGGUGGGACGGGUAAAACCUUUGUCUGGAAAACGCUUUCAGCAUCCAUUCAAUCAAGAGGUGAUAUUGUUCUCAAUGUGGCUUCAAGUGGUAUUGCUGAACUGUUGUUGCCUCGAGGAAGGACGGCGCACUCCAGGUUCAAGGUUCCCAUACCUAUAACUGAGGAUUCAACAUGCAACAUAAAGCAUAACAACCCUCAUGCUAAAUUGCUGAUAAAGGCGAAACUGAUCAUUUGGGACGAAGCUCCUAUGAUGAGUAAAUGGUGUUACGAGGCUUUGGAUAAGUGCUUGAGAGACAUUUUGAGGUUCACCCCAGGAUAUGACUCCAGCUUGCCGUUCGGAGGAAAAGUUGUGGUUCUGGGCGGUGAUUUCAGGCAAAUCUUACCUGUAAUUCCAAGGGCAUCCAGGCAAGAUGUCAUCAGUGCAACAAUAAAUUCAUCCUAUCUAUGA
Molecule: messenger RNA, 1218 nt
Organism: Lotus japonicus
Lineage: Eukaryota; Viridiplantae; Streptophyta; Magnoliopsida; Fabales; Fabaceae
Exons: 2
Coding region: 1-1218 (405 amino acids)
Biological process (GO): telomere maintenance; DNA repair
Molecular function (GO): DNA helicase activity
Source: RefSeq, a predicted model, not a curated record